Messenger RNA from Prorocentrum cordatum, 731 nucleotides. NCBI's taxonomy places the organism in Eukaryota, Dinophyceae, Prorocentrales, Prorocentraceae. The record is from the annotation of a GenBank genome assembly.
AUGACAUAACAGAAGACGACAUAACCUCCGUAGCCAUUUUGGCUCAAGCAAUCUCGGCCCGAGCCCUGCUGGCCCACGCCCCGCUUGCCCGCGCGCCCCGCUUGCCCCCGCGCCCCGCGGAAGAGAUGGCCCGCUCCGCCCUCGCCACGGCCUGCGUGCUCGCGGCCUGCGCCUGCGCCGCCCGCCAGGGCGCCCGCGCCUUCGUGCCCGCCCCGCGGGGCCCCGCCCUGCGCGGCGACGCAUUGGCGGCUGCCGGCGCGCUCGCCGCUGCCACGCCCGAGGCGGCCCACGCGUUCACGUACAACGGCAAGGAGUACUUCGACGUCUUCUACGGCAUCAGCCCGCUGUACUGGGCACUGUGCGCGUUCGCCAUCGUCUUCUACGGCGCCGUGCUGAAGAACGCCGCGCUCAAGUACAACACGCCCUACGGCACCACCACCAACCCGGACGCCAAGCCGAUCGUGACCGGCAAGUUCGUGGGCAUGGAGGUGGAGACCAAUCAGGAGCAGUACAACUAUGGGGCGAAGGAGUACAUCAGUAAGUAGACGGCCCCUCCGGGCGCCCGGCCGGGCGCCUCCUUUUCUGCGGUUGUCUGACUUGCCGUUCAAGUCGUCCGCAUUCCAGAGCGAAGAAUGGUGACGGGCUUUCAGCCAGCGCCCCAGCCAGCGCCUGCCCUGCGAGGUGGGCUUCAGACAAUCAGGGAUUUAGACACUUUGGCCCUCGUGACAAAA